This is a messenger RNA of Vicia faba (fava bean), 348 nucleotides long. The record is from the annotation of a GenBank genome assembly. NCBI's taxonomy places the organism in Eukaryota, Viridiplantae, Streptophyta, Magnoliopsida, Fabales, Fabaceae.
AUGAUUAAGGAAGAAGAAAUGUUAGAAGGAGUGGCCGAGAGAAUUGACACAAUUGAAGCGAGAAUGGUGAAGCAUUUGGUGCAUAUUCCCACAAAGAAUUUCAAGUUGGAUUCGGACGUGUUGCUGCCGGUAACAGACGCAGUGAAGCACACAGUUACUUUGGAUGAUGAAAAAGGUCAUAAGUUAGAUGUUCAGGUCUCCCAUGGCGAUAUCGGAAAAGAAGUGUUAGCGGUGGUUUUCGAUUGUGGCGUAGAAGGAAGAAUGUUGGAGAAGAUGACAGAGAAAUCAAUGACAACACCAUUGAUUGAUUCAGAGAUGUUCGCAGAAGCAGCAAGGACGAAGGGAUGA